Molecule: messenger RNA, 3945 nt
Organism: Gymnodraco acuticeps
Lineage: Eukaryota; Metazoa; Chordata; Actinopteri; Perciformes; Bathydraconidae
Product: leucine-rich repeat transmembrane protein FLRT2
Exons: 2
Coding region: 841-2835 (664 amino acids)
Molecular function (GO): protein binding
Source: RefSeq, a predicted model, not a curated record
ACUGAGGGGUGCUCUCGGCGAAGCGGCGGGGGUCAGCCGGGUAUUUGCUCUGCUCUUGGCUUUAUGUCCUCUGGAGCUCCUCUGAGGACAGCGGAGGAACUUCAGCGGCAGCUCCGGAGCAGCGCGGCCAGCGGAUAGUGUUUGAUGGAGGCGGGGGGAGAUGAAGAACACACCGCUGGUGACAUGAACUUCCUUCCUUCCUGGCUGCCGGGGUCAGGAUAUUGCCUAUUCAGCAAAAUGCUCCAGUUGUUCAACACAAGAAAACCAAGAACCAGCAGUCCGCAGACGAGGCGGGAGCUGGGAGAGGAGCACUGGGGAUAAUGCGAACUGUGUGCCCGGUGUGAGAGCGGGAGUGUGCGGGCAGACGAGCUGAGGGCUGGGUGUGCAGCGGGAACACUUUCUGCCUUACUGGAGGUUUCUGGAUCCAAAGUCACAGAGAAGCUUUAUCGCUGUGGAAUUACCCGGGUGAGACGUGAAAGCAGGAGCGUGGAGGAGGAUGCCCGAAGAUAAUCCUCCGGUGGGAUGAACAGGCAUCGAGUGCCAUGAAGAGAGCUGUUCCCCGGGUAAAGGAGAAGAGAGGGAAAAUGUGACUUCAUUAAUGUUUCCAAGCUGAAUUAUGGACAGUAGCUGGUGAAGGAAUCAUAUUGCUAAGUGAGAGCGUCGCUCUUGUGUUGGGAAGCUUAGGACAACGAAUUAAGAUGGGAUUACUCACAGCAUCGGGCUGGACAUGGUGGUGUUAUUAAGCCAAGAGCAAAAUUCAAAUGACUGUUCUAUUGGAUAUUUCAAAUCGUAAUUUCUUAAACGUUUUUCUCUGAUUUGUGUCUGUUCUUUUCUGAUGAAAUGGAGAUACAGUGGCGUUUGUGGAAUAAGGACUGGGGCUCCUUUUUAAGGCCGUGGAUACCUAUACUGUUAGGUCUUCACCUCCAGUUCUCCCGGGCCUCCAACUGUCCCGAGGAGUGCCGCUGUGAUCGGACAUUUGUUUACUGCAACGAGCGAAGCCUGACCUCAGUGCCUCUGGGAAUUGGUGAGGGUUAUAAGACCCUUUACCUUCACAACAACCAAAUCAAUAACGCUGGUUUUCCCUUGGAGCUCCAUCACGUGGCUUCUGUGGAAACUGUGUAUCUCUAUGGAAACCAGCUGGAUGAGUUCCCCAUCAACCUGCCCAAAAACGUUAGGGUUCUCCAUCUGCAGGAGAACAACAUUCAGACCAUCUCCAGAGCGGCUCUGGCUCAGCUGCUUUGGCUGGAGGAGUUGCAUUUGGAUGAUAACUCAAUUUCUACUAUAGGGGUGGAGAAAGGGGCCUUCAGUGAGGCCAUAAGUCUGAAGAUGCUCUUCCUCACCAAAAACCACCUGAGCAGUGUUCCUUUUGGUCUUCCAGAUGACCUGAAAGAGUUGCGUCUGGACGAAAACCGGAUCGCGAUUAUCGCAGAGGAAGCAUUUAGGAAUGUCACCCGCCUGCAACGCCUCCUGUUGGAGGGGAACCUGCUGACAGAUGAAGGGAUAGCACCGGGGACCUUUCAGAAACUGGUGACCCUCAAGGAGCUGUCCCUGGCCCGGAACUCACUCACAUACCCUCCCCCGUUCCUCCCAGGGGAGGUGCUUGUCAAAUUAAACUUUCAGGAGAACCAGAUAAACAGGAUCCCUGUGAGGGCGUUCGCAGGGUUGCACAAGCUGGAGAGGCUAGAUAUCUCUAACAACCAGCUGCAGUCCCUGACAGAGGGGGUGUUUGAUGACCUUGUCAGUCUCAGGCAGCUCACUGUUCGGAACAACCUUUGGCUGUGCGACUGCUGCAUGAAAUGGGUGGUGUCAUGGCUGAAAUCUCUUCCGGCCUCACUCAAUGUGCGCGGCUUCAUGUGCCAUAAACCUGAAAAGUUCCGGGGCAUGGUGAUCAGGGAGCUGAGUGCCGAGUUGGUCCAGUGCCCACAAAGCACGGUGAAAGUACCUCUGUCCACUUCCCCUGCUGCUCUCAUCCCAUCACUGUCCUCUUCCUCCCCACUGGUCACCCAGUUUGUUUCCUCUUCCUUGCCCACAUUCCCCACGCUCUUCCCUGUCUACCCGACCAGAGCUGGGGGGUUGAGGACUAAGCAACCUCUGGACUCCAGGAGGGAGACUUUGCAGGUCACUUUUGCCAUACUGAAUGGUUCGGCUCUCCAUGUCACCUGGGUGGCUGCUUUUCCAGUCACUACCUACAAGGUGACCUGGGCCAGGAUGGGCCCUAGUCUGACAGGGGACACCGUCAAGGAGCGGAUAGUUGGUGGGGAUCACAGAGGGAUCAGACUAUCAAAUCUCGAUGCAAAGUCCACCUAUCGGAUAUGUGUCAUUCCCCUGGAUGCAUUCAAUAAUUACCGGCCCAAAGAUGACACAGUGUGCACAGAGGCCAUGACCACGGCGGCCUCUUUCAGCCCGGACAACAACAAAAGAGCGUCUGGGCCCGAGCAGACCACGCAGCAGGAACCAAGCUCACCUUUCCUGCUGGCUGGGCUGAUUGGCGGGGCUGUGAUCGUGGUGCUGGUGGCGCUGCUCGGCAUCUUCUGCUGGCAAAUGCACAAGAAGAGCCGCUCCAAGUCCUCCACCAACUGGAAAUACAACAAGGGUCGCAGAAAAGACGACUACUGCGAGACAGGCACCAAGAAAGACAACUCCAUCCUGGAAAUGACUGAGACCAGCUUUCAGAUAGUCUCACUUAACAAUGAACAGCUCCUCAAGGGAGACUUCUGCAUUCAGCCUAUUUACACCCCUAAUGGGGGCCUCGGCUUCAGAGACUCCCCCCUGGAGAACAACAGCACAUUUGACUGCAGGAAUAAUGUACAGGAUGCAGACUUUUGUGGCACAUGAUGGUUUUUGGAGAACAUUUUUACUGAAAACUACUCACACUUUACUGGAAACUGUCCAGUGUUAAUAUUAUUUGGAACCCGAGAAACUUCAAGAAAUGUAAUUUAUACAACUACCUGGGAGAUUUGUAUAGAACAUUGGAUUUAUAAGCUAUUGGUUUCUAGGGUUGUGCUGUUUGAGUUCUACGAUCAUGUUUCUGUAUUAUUUAUAAGAAUUAAGGCUGGGUUUCAUCAAGUCAUUGUAUACUGUAACCACACCAGAUACAUAAUACACAGUGUAGCCACAGUACAUAAUUUCAGUACCGCUAGAGUUCUGAGAGAAGGAGAACAAAUCAGCCACGCUUAUUACCACUAGAGGGUGUUGUUUGUUGGAAACCUUACAGUCCACCACACUUUUUCUUUGACUGUUUUUAAUCAUUCGUCAUCACAGAACCAGGCACAUUUUUCUAAUUGCCUCUACAAUCAAUAGAGAUGCAUAUUACUUAAUUUCUGCUCCAGGAAGAGGAAUUAUUUGUAUGCAAAUGGGAUGUUUCUCUGCUACAAAAUGUAAAGGUCACAUUCAUUAAACAUUCACAUGAAGUUGCAGGCCACACUGCUUUUCAAGAUUAUUCAUUAUCACAGUUAUGGGGUCAUGUUAUUAAUGCUAGCUGUGUUUGAUAGUGGGUGUCACAGAGUGAGCUGCAAAAAAGCACAUCCUCCAUAAAUGUAACCGAUUAAGAACUUUCCUUUUGUUCAGCAGAAACAAUGUCAUGGUAAACAGUAUAUAUAUAUAUGUGCCUUGAAGUUUUCAGCUUACAAUGUCUUUUGGAUCCAUGUUUUUGCACAAAAGGUGUACUGUACAUUCAGUUGAAUUGUUGUUGAGGAAACCUCUUGUUCGACAUUAUUUAUUCACCUCCAUAAACAUUUAAAUGAAAAACAUAUCUCCAAAAGUCAACUGAUCCCUCAUGAUCUGUCCGAGAAUCAUCGCCGACUCACACUGUUAAAAGCACACUCAUGUGGGGGAGCUCAGUGAUGGUAGCAGAGGUAUGUUUGGAGGGGGGUCCUUUGAGAAUGGCUGUUGCAAGCUGAGAAGUCACAGAGACUGCACUUAAAGUAUACUUUACAAAAUCCUUAA